Molecule: messenger RNA, 696 nt
Organism: Gloeophyllum trabeum ATCC 11539
Lineage: Eukaryota; Fungi; Basidiomycota; Agaricomycetes; Gloeophyllales; Gloeophyllaceae
Exons: 7
Source: RefSeq, a predicted model, not a curated record
CACAAGAUUGACCUUGCUAUUGCUUGGAGGUUCGAGAAGAUUAUCUUAGGAGCCUACCAGUGGCUCUCCGAACAGUAUGAAGAGGGUGACCGCAUAUAUCUAUUUGGAUUUUCUCGAGGGGCUUAUCAAGUGCGCGCCCUGUCGGCCAUGAUAGAUAAGAUUGGCCUCAUUCACAAGGGCAACCAGGCUCAGAUUCCCUUCCCAUCGUCGGCCCCUACAGACAGGACCAAGACGGAUCAGGACCCAACCUCCACCCUUCCAACUGCAGAAGAAUCAGUAGGACGUUUCAAGGAAACUUUUAGCCGGAACGUCAAGGUACAUUUCAUAGGUGCCUGGGACACGGUAUCUUCUGUAGGGUUAUUCAGGGGUAAAGAUGCCCCAUUCACUGCCUGCGGGAUGAAUCAUGUUUGUCGUUUCCGCCAUGCACUUGCACUGGAUGAACGUCGGGUGAAAUUCCAACCUGAGUAUGUCCACGGCGGACGUCACUAUGGGCCCGGCAAAGAACCUUCUCCAAUAACAGCGAAAACGGGCUCUCGUAAGCGUCCGGUCCCACGUGUAAAGGAAGUUUGGUUUGCCGGUACUCAUUCUGAUAUUGGAGGGGGUAACAUUAAUAAUAUUAAGUUGAACCAUAGUGGUCCUCCGUUUCGAUGGAUGUCAUAUGAAGCGACCCAGGCAGGUGUCCGGUUGAAACCGUUC